Formica exsecta is the source of this 2822-nucleotide messenger RNA. RefSeq names its product sulfotransferase 1C4-like. The transcript has 6 exons. The coding region runs from base 179 to 1156 and encodes 325 amino acids. The record is from RefSeq and is a predicted model, not a curated record. Gene Ontology annotation, biological process: sulfation. Lineage: Eukaryota; Metazoa; Arthropoda; Insecta; Hymenoptera; Formicidae. Gene Ontology annotation, molecular function: sulfotransferase activity. Gene Ontology annotation, cellular component: cytoplasm.
UUUUAUACGGAUUUGACUAGUGUUUAUCACUGUUAUCUAAAUGUUUAGAUAACGAUAAGGAUUUACUAAAUACCCCCUCCUAAGAGUUUUCUUAUUAGCUUAAAAUCGGCCGAGAACAUUCGAACGAGAUUCCAAAAAGUCACGGGUCACUUCGCGACGUGGAAAUUGUUAAGGAAUCAUGCCUUUCUCCAAGGAUUUAAAAAUCCAACGUGUCGAAGGUGAACUGGCGGUCGCGCUGUCCAAGUCGUAUCCGCUUCACACGCGUGGUUUCGUCAAGAUCGGCGAGAAGGAAUGGUUCCUGCCAUACAAGUACGCCGAGCAAGGCGAUAAAGCAUAUAACUUCGAGACUCGUCCCGAUGACACGUGGAUCAUUACCUAUCCUAGGUCAGGUACGACGCUGACACAGGAACUCGUAUGGUUGGUGGCGAACGAUCUAAAUUUCAAUGAGGCACAUCGAAGGACUUUAAUGGAGAGAUUCCCCUUUUUAGAUUUAGGUUUAAUAGUAGAAGAUGACGUAUUCGCAAGCGACACUCCAGACGAGCGAAAAAUAUCGAAAUAUAGCGUCGAGUUUGUGCAAAAUCAGCCCUCACCACGUUUCAUCAAGAGUCAUUUUGCUCUCGAUCUAUUGCCGACAGUCAUAAACAAUAAUUGCAAAAUCAUUUAUGUCGCGAGAAAUCCAAGAGAUGUGGUGGUCUCGUGGUAUUAUUUUCAGAAGGACAUUAAACAGAUUCAGUACCAGGGAAUCUUCGAGCAGUUGUGUAUUAAUUUCAUGAACGAUCACACGAUGUGGUCCCCAUAUUGGGAACAUGUAAAAACAGCUUGGGCGAUUAGACACAAACCAAAUAUUUUGUUUCUCUUCUAUGAAGAUUUGAUAAAAAAUUUAGUCGAGAACAUCAAGAAAGUCGCCACGUUUUUCGGCAAAACCUAUAACAAUGAAGAAAUCGCUAAGUUAGUGGAGCACUUAAAUAUUGAAAACUUUCGCAAGAAUUCUAUGGUGAACCAAGCGGCGCCUGGUCAACAAAUGAAACCCGAAUCAUUUAUCCGGCAAGGAAAGGCGAAUAAUUGGAAAGGAAUAUUCACGCCGGAGCUUGAGAAGAAAUUUAACGAAUGGGUCGUCGAUAAUUUGAAAGACACGGAUCUGGUUUUCCCCGAUUAAAUUUACAGCAAAAAAUAUUUAUCAGCACAAAUAAUUCCACAUAUUUUGUUAAACAAUAUGAAUAUAUAUAUAUAUAAUUUUUAUACGGAUGAACAAAAAUAUGUAAUUGAUAAAAGAUGUCAUUUCUCCAUUGAGGUCUGUUUUAAAUAAACAGAAUUGCUAAUUUUUAAGUUUUUCAAAGAGGGAAUGGAGAAACUUUUUCCUAGAUGGAAAAAGUAAAUUUAAAUUGGAGAUUUAUUAAUAAAAGUUUCUUCAUGAACUGUGUGUAUGCAAUUUUAUUAUGCAAAUAUCAAUUGAAUUAUAUCAUGGAUUGCACGACUGUCUUCACUGAUAUGUGGAAAGCGCGCAGUUAUAUCAAUUAAUUAGUUGUAAGUUAAUUGUGCUUAAUUGUAAGUUCGAAUUUUUUCAUUCUACAUAUCGCUUUUGCUACGUGAUAAAAGAUUUUUUUCAUUAAGAAUCAAUGUAGAAGAAAUACAUGUUGAUUUCAUAAUUUUGAUAGAUUUCACUUUGCGCUACAUAGAACAUACAGUUGAAUAUCAUUGCAUAUAAGUUUAUUGAUAAUGUGCAUGUAUAUGUCAUAACAGCUAGAAUGAUUAAAGAAGAACAAAUGAAAAUUAUUUAUGACUGAAUUCAAUAUUAUCCCUGUGGAAAAGUAUCCUUUCUUAUAUUUUAAAAUUUAUAUUUAUAUACAUCUCUUUCUCAAAUAGAGACAAGAAGACCUAUGCGUAUUGAUCGAUAUAUAUAAGUAAAAGAUCUACAGAUAUUUCGCGUGAGGAAUUCGUUUAUUCUUAUCUACAAAGCAUUAUCUCCAAUGCAUCACAUGUUACAACAAUAUAAUCGACUUAGAAAAUAUAUUUUCAAUUCUAAUAUUCAUUAACAAAGAGGCAAGACAAUAGCAGGCCAUGAUACUUCUUUAAAUCAGCUUCAAAAAUUGUUCGAGACAUGUAUGUUUUCUAUUUUCUUUCUUUUUAUCUACUAGACGAAGAGAUUGUACGGAACCUCCCAGCGAAGAGUAUCAUAAGAAUAUAUCAAAGAGGGACGCCAAAAUUAAUUGAAAAAAUCCUCUCAUGCCCGAAAAUGCGCCUUUUACCAACGAGCAGUACAGGAACUGUCUUCUUAACAUGCGCAAAAAACGCAACAAAUAAAUAUUAAAUAAAAGGAUAACACAAGUUAAUUCGAUGUAUCUAAUAUAUACAUACAUAAUUACACGUAACUCGUCACAAAAAUUUUAAAAAAUAGAUAUUAAAGCUGAAAAACAAAUGUAUGCUCCCUUCAAAUACAUCUGUGCAUAAAAGUAACAUUAAUUAAUUAUCUUUGAUUUUUAAUGCAGAAAAUUCCAAUUGUUUCUAUUCCAAAGCAAUGUAACUACAUUAAAUAUAAUUUCUGAGAUAAUCCAAUUAAUACACGAUAAAUAAUAUAAUCCAUAAAAUAAAUUUUAGUAUAAUUGUCGAUUUUUUUGUAUCUAGUAAUUUUGGAUUCAAUAAUGUAAAGAUAAGUAUACAUGUCCAGGAAAUCUUUAUAAAAAGUAUCUUGUUAAAUAUACGUCUCACAUUUGGAGGAAGCAUAAAUGUUUUAAAGUGCGUUUUACGUAGGAAGACUCAUAUAUACUCAGAUAUUUAGAAUAUAAUCGAAAAAUCUGCCAUACAAAAAUAUAUAUAUGUAUAUA